GUCCCGUGUCAGCCAUAUUGCAGUGAGACAGCGGUAUUUCUUUCAGUUCGAAUGCUUUUCUUGUAACGUUAGCUGUGUUUAAGAGUGGCAAUAAUGCUUUCAACAAGUUCAUAUGAUGCCAAUGGGAAAAUGAAAGAUUAUCACUAUUCUGGUCCAGUAGAGCACAGAUUCUCUCCCUAUUCUUUCAACGGAGGGACUGUGUUGGCUGUUGCUGGUGAGGACUUUGCCAUUGUUGCCUCUGAUACUCGUCUGAGUGAGGGUUACUCUAUCCACAGUCGGGACUCUCCAAAAUGCUACACGCUGACUGACACAACAGUAAUUGGCUGCAGUGGAUUUCAUGGUGAUUGCCUUACUCUGACCAAAAUCAUCGAUGCCAGGCUCAAGAUGUACAAGCACUCAAAUAACAAGAGCAUGACAAGUGGAGCCAUUGCUGCCAUGCUGUCAACAAUUCUGUAUGGGCGGAGAUUUUUCCCUUACUAUGUGUACAACAUCAUCGGUGGUCUGGAUGAGGAGGGGAAAGGAGCUGUCUACAGUUUCGACCCAGUGGGAUCAUAUCAGCGAGACACUUACAAAGCAGGAGGCUCAGCCAGUGCCAUGCUGCAACCCUUGCUAGACAACCAGAUUGGCUUCAAGAACAUGGAGAAUGUGCAGCAUGUUCCACUGACCCAGGAGAAGGCGGUGCAGCUGGUAAAGGACGUCUUCAUCUCGGCAGCAGAGAGGGACGUGUACACCGGCGAUGCCCUCAAGAUCUGCAUCGUCACAAAGGACGGCAUCAGAGAGGAGAUUGUUCCGCUCAGGAAAGACUGAUCCAACCAGCGUUUUGUUUUUUUCCCCCUCACCAAACUUUGCUCAUUAUUAUUGUCUCCUGACUGCUAUUUCCAUUGAAUAGUUUAUUUGGUCACACUGUUCUUUUUACAUUCUUUCUGAAAAUAAAAUAUCAGAAUGUUGACAAUA
Messenger RNA from Sardina pilchardus (European sardine), 954 nucleotides. It is a transcript of the gene psmb1, whose product is annotated as proteasome 20S subunit beta 1. The coding region runs from base 94 to 807 and encodes 237 amino acids. The transcript is spliced from 6 exons. Gene Ontology annotation, cellular component: proteasome core complex. Lineage: Eukaryota; Metazoa; Chordata; Actinopteri; Clupeiformes; Clupeidae. The record is from RefSeq and is a predicted model, not a curated record.